AUGGUCAAGCUGCCUCCUUUGGAGCGCUAUGUCGCCAUAGCUGACGACAGACUGCGAGAUGGUGCUGACGACGAAACACCAGCUGGCGCGUGCCAGGUCCUGUACCACUCCUACGUCUUCGUGCAUCCCCAUAACGUGAGGGACUACCAGACCAAGUGUGAGCUAUCAUUCUACCCGUCUCCCCAGCUGACACACAGACAGCGGGAUCCGGGCAAAGGACCUGGAAGGAGCCCCGACGUUCGAGCAGGUCUUCGCGACUGUCAUCCCGCUGCUGAAGGACAAGAUCCUGGUCGGGCACGCGCUCUUCAACGACCUCCAGGCGCUGGGGCACAGGCACACGACGGCGUGUUCCCGCCCCUGAAGGCGCUCGCGAAGGAGGUACUUGGUAGCGAGAUCCAGGAGGGAGAGCAUGAUCCGGUGCAAGAUGCUCGCGCGACGAUGGCCGUCUUCCUCGCUGUGCGCGAGGAGUACGAGGCUAUGCUCGCUCAAGGGGGAGACAUUGCGCCGAUUCCUGAGUGGUACUGGUAA
Messenger RNA from Trichosporon asahii var. asahii CBS 2479, 528 nucleotides. RefSeq lists its product as uncharacterized. The transcript is spliced from 7 exons. Gene Ontology annotation, molecular function: nucleic acid binding. Lineage: Eukaryota; Fungi; Basidiomycota; Tremellomycetes; Trichosporonales; Trichosporonaceae. Bases 1 to 528 code for a protein of 175 amino acids. The record is from RefSeq and is a predicted model, not a curated record.